Molecule: messenger RNA, 2365 nt
Organism: Lycium barbarum (goji berry)
Lineage: Eukaryota; Viridiplantae; Streptophyta; Magnoliopsida; Solanales; Solanaceae
Product: diacylglycerol kinase 1-like
Exons: 14
Coding region: 215-1789 (524 amino acids)
Molecular function (GO): ATP-dependent diacylglycerol kinase activity
Source: RefSeq, a predicted model, not a curated record
UGGAAAUGUAUGCGCAAAUUUUCUUCACGCGUAUUUUGAUAAUUCAAGCCCUCCUUGGGAACGAAAUUUCUUCCAUGUGUGGGCUUGAAAAUUCUUCCAAUAAAUUCAACUUUCUCUUCUCUUUAUAUAAUACAAUAAUUUUACAUGCAUAAUUUGAAUUGCUACAAACGUACAUGCUAAUAUCUGAAGCAAAAUUUGAAUUGCUUAUAAAAUCAUGGUUAUGGAUUCAAAAUCAUCGGUUCACAAUUUCAUUAACAAAAGUAUUUUACAUAGAGAGGAUUUGCAGGAUUCUGCUAAUGUGAUCGACGAGGGAAGUCAUAUAGCAUCUUUUGGGGAUUUUGAAGCUGAGAACUUUUUGGAGGACUUCUACAUUCCUGAUUACUUACUUCUUCCUGAAGCAGAAUUGAGAAAAGGCUACAAUACACCAGCUUGUCCUGUACUAGUAUUUAUCAACUCCAAAAGCGGUGGACAGCUAGGGGGAGAACUUCUUUUGACAUAUCGUACUCUUCUAAAUGAAAAUCAGGUGUUUGAUUUGGCAGAAGUGGCCCCUGAUAAGGUUCUACACCAAUUUUACUUCAAUUUAGAGAAACAUAAGCAAUGUGGAGAUAGCUUGUCUGACGAAAUUGAAAGGAGAUUGAGAAUCAUUGUGGCAGGUGGAGAUGGAACAGCAGGCUGGAUUCUUGGAGUUGUUUCAGAUCUCAAACUAGCUCGCCAACCUCCAAUUGCAACCGUGCCAUUAGGAACUGGAAACAAUCUACCUUUUGCAUUUGGUUGGGGGAAGAAAAAUCCAGUUAUUAACUGCGAAUCGGUGAAGGCAUUCCUAGAUCAAGUGAAACAUGGAAAAGAGAUGAAAGUUGACAGUUGGCAUAUUCUUAUGAGAAUGUGGGCUCCUAAAGAAGGUUCUUGUGAUCCAAUUGCACCUCUUGAGCUACCACAUUCAUUGCAUGCAUUUCAACGUGUGUCUCAAACUGAUGCUUUGAACAAGGAGGGCUACAACACUUUUCGUGGAGGAUUUUGGAAUUACUUCAGCAUGGGAAUGGAUGCUCAAGUUUCAUAUGCAUUUCAUGCCGAGAGGAAGCUAAAUCCAGAAAAAUUCAAAAGCCAGUUAGUUAACCAGAGUACUUAUGCAAAGCUUGGAUGUAAACAAGGAUGGUUUUUUGCUUCUCUUAUGCAUCCAUCAUCAAGAAACAUUGCGCAGCUAGUAAAUGUGAAAAUAAUGAAAACGCCAGGCGAAUGGAUAGACCUCGACAUACCUAGAAGCAUCAGGUCUAUUGUCUGCCUCAACUUGCCCAGCUUUUCUGGAGGAUUAAGUCCUUGGGGAAGUCCUAACAAGAAGAAGCUCCAUGAGAGGGACCUCACUGCCCCAUAUGUUGAUGAUUGUCUUCUUGAGGUUGUUGGUUUUCGAAAUGCUUGGCAUGGACUUGUUUUGCUGGCUCCAAGAGGGCACGGGACACGCCUUGCACAGGCGAACAGAAUAAGGUUUGAGUUUCACAAGGGUGCGGCUGAGCAUACAUUCAUGAGGCUUGAUGGGGAGCCAUGGAAACAACCCCUUCCCAUAGAUGAUGACACUGUUGUUAUAGAAAUUUCUCACUUUGGUCAAGUGAGCAUGCUUGCAGGUCCAGAUUGCCGAUCUGCAAGUAUAAAUGAUCCUACUUCACCGCACUUUCAGGAGGAUGAGUUGUAUGACAGUAGUGAACAAGAUUCCGAAGAGGAAUCAGCAGAAAGAAGAAAGUUGGGUGCAGCUGACACAUUCCGGAUGCCAGAUAGUUUUGAUAUAAAUGCAAAUUAGUUAACUGUUCAGAGACUUGCUUCAUCUCACCGGUUAUGAAGUAUACAAACUUACAAGGACUAGCUUGCAUAGGCGUAGGGGCGGAUUGAUCAGAAUUUCAACUUUAUGGUUCGAAUAUGGAAUUCUACCAUCCCAUCUAAUUGCUAGGUUCGAAUCCAUUCAUUAUACUAAGCGGAUUUUUUUACACAUAUAUAGGGAUGAACCUAGUAGCUUCUUCACUCGAUCCACCCCUGCAUAGGCAUCCGAGCUGGCUAGUUAGUGUAAUGUGCUAGAAAGCAACCAAUUCUGGGCUAUUUGUACAUAAUGCCCCUUCCCUCUCCAAACUCCACUUUUUUUUUUCUAUUUUUGUGUGAGUUAGUUGCUGGAUUUUGGACCAUUGACAGUCCUCCAUGUCCAGAGAGGAUAGAGUUACUGGGGACGUGUUGUUGUAGUUCAACAGGUCCUAAUAUCAUGGUCCUGGCUUUUUUAGGCUCUCUGAUCUGUGGAAGUAUCGCUCAUGUAUGUACCUGUAGAUAUGGGAACUAUGCAAAAUUCAUUUUUAUUGGUCAUUUGUUAUGCAAAAUUCAUUUUAUUGGC